UUUAUCUGAAACUAUAAAUUCGACUUGCUGUUGUAAUCAUUAUAGAAAAAUGUUCCCGUGCUCAUUGGUAAUAAGUUUUAUAAUAAUUAUUUGUCUGACAUUUCUGUGGCUAAGAUGGAGAACGAACAAACUAAAUUUAUUCAAAAACUACGGUAUUCCUGGUCCUAAACCUGAUUUUUUUACGGGAAAUUUUAAAGAAUUUCAAUUAGAGAGAACGAAAUGCGUUGAGAAAUGGUCAAAAAAAUAUGGAAAAAUUUUUGGAUUCUUCCUAGGAGCUAAGCCGUAUAUAAUGUGUUCUGAUACUGAAUUUCUUAAAAUUAUGCAAAUCAAGGAAUUUAAACGUUUUUCAAUAAGAGAUCGAAUACUUCCAGAUAUAGGAAUACCUCAUGAAUCAGUAAAACAUGUCAUUGGCUUGCAAAAAGGUAUCAAGUGGAAAAACUUAAGAAGUGUCCUGACUGCUUGCUUUUCUUCUCAAAAAAUUAAAAUGAUGAGUGUAUCAACACAAGAUCUCAUUGCUAAUUCGAUGAAAAAAAUCGAAAAAGAAAACGGCAAACCUUUUGAUGCAUUAGAAAAUUAUAAAAAUCUGGUAUUUAAUAUAAUGCUGAAAUUAGUAAUGGGUGUAAAAUUUAAUGAAGAAAGCGAAGAAUACAAUAAAAUUGUCAAAUCUUUAAAUUUUUUACUCCAAAAAGAUAUCUCUAGCACAUCAUCCGUAAUAUCAAUGUAUUUUCCGGAAUUCGAGCCAAUUCCUACUUAUUUUAGAUUACUUUUUGACAUUAUCAAAAGUGUAUUAAACUUUGAUUCAAUUCGAUUUCUUUUCAACACUUGUAAGAAUAUAAUUGCUGUUCGAAAACAGUUGAUGAAUAAUCAACAAGAUAUUCUUCAAAGUUUGUUAAAUGCUGAAAUUAGUUAUACAGAUCACAACAAAAAAUUAACAAGCAGUUCUGUUCUUGUCACCGCUGUAGUGAUGAUUACAUCAGGAUAUGAAACUAUGAGCUCUUCAUUAGGAUGGUGCACUUAUUUUCUUGCUAAAAAUCAGGAAAUUCAAGAGAAGGCUCGACAGGAAAUUAAUAAAAAUAUCGAAAAGGAUAAAGACAUUAACUAUGCAGAUGUCAUGAAACUUCAUUAUCUGGAUCAGAUUAUGUCAGAAACUCUUCGACUUUCAUCACUGUCUGUACUACUUAUUAGCAGAGCGGGUGAACAAGAUUUCGAAUAUAAAGGAACAACCAUACCAAAACACGUAGGGAUUUUUGUUCCCGUGCCAAUUCUUCAUAGAGAUCCAAAUUAUUGGCAAGAACCAGAUAAAUUUGACCCUGAUAGAUUUUCACCUGAAAACAAAAUAAAUAUUAACCCAAUGACUUAUCAACCUUUUGGAGCAGGACCCAGAAAUUGUGUGGCGUACAGAAUGGCACGAACAGUCAUGAAAUUGAUCAUGGCUAAUCUGAUCAGAUCUUUCGUAUUUGAGGCUUAUGAAUGUGAGAGAUCUGUAGUGAAACACUCAAUAUUUUCAACUCGUAAGAAAGAUUCAAUUUUAAUCAAAGCAACUCCAAUAUCUUCCAACUGA
Molecule: messenger RNA, 1561 nt
Organism: Centruroides sculpturatus (bark scorpion)
Lineage: Eukaryota; Metazoa; Arthropoda; Arachnida; Scorpiones; Buthidae
Product: cytochrome P450 3A14-like
Exons: 13
Coding region: 50-1561 (503 amino acids)
Molecular function (GO): heme binding; monooxygenase activity; iron ion binding
Source: RefSeq, a predicted model, not a curated record